Molecule: messenger RNA, 2369 nt
Organism: Neocloeon triangulifer
Lineage: Eukaryota; Metazoa; Arthropoda; Insecta; Ephemeroptera; Baetidae
Product: X-ray repair cross-complementing protein 6-like
Exons: 10
Coding region: 380-2011 (543 amino acids)
Biological process (GO): double-strand break repair via nonhomologous end joining; cellular response to X-ray; telomere maintenance
Cellular component (GO): Ku70:Ku80 complex; nucleus
Molecular function (GO): double-stranded DNA binding; telomeric repeat DNA binding; damaged DNA binding
Source: RefSeq, a predicted model, not a curated record
ACUUAAAAUAUCUUCACAAAAUUACUUUAUUUAAAAAAUUUCAACCAAACAAAUUCAAAUAAUUUAAUCGCAAAAUUUUGUAGAUUAUUUAGGUAGAGUUUAAAUUUUAAUUUUUUUGUCUUAACUCCCUCUCGAAACUCCACUUAAUUUGAUUCCGCAUGUUGCUACACGAGUUGUACAGCAUUGCCAUAACUUAUGCAACAAAACACAGGACGGGAGAGGAAUAAUGAAUGAGGCUCCCCCCAUCCAUCAUCUGUUUUGGUCGCAUGUGUUUGUAGUGCGAUUUGCCGGCAGUUCCGCUUUCUGUCAUUCCUUGCGUUUGUUUGUUUUGCUAUUUUAACUCAUCGAACCGUCCGGCCGGCACGACAGAUUUCUCAGGAUGGACGUUGAAGACGGUUCGGACGACGAGACCAAAGUCACGGACUUUGUGGCCAGUAGGAAUGCUGCCGUUUUUUGCAUCGAUUCGUCCGAAAGGAUGCUGGAGAUUGACGAUGAUAGUGGAAAGUGCCCUCUUCAAAUUUGUCUGGAGAGUGUGAAACGGAGGAUGUUGAACAACAUUUUCACCUCCGACAAGGAGUUUAUUGGUAUUGUAUUAAUGGGAGCAGUGAGCAAAGCAGGAUCGUCCAACAAUGCCAAUAAUGUGACCAGCAACAAUUGCAGUAUCUUUUUCGAGCUAAGUCGCUUCGGAUCAGAAAUAUGCAGCACCCUUGCCAACCUGGCCAAAAAGACUGGAGAGCAAUUUAAAAAGGAUUUUUGUGAGGAGUAUGAUGUCCAGCAAAGCAACUCGUUGUCCGAUUCGCUAUGGACUUGUUCUUCGAUGAUGUCCAUGUCGAAUACCAAAUUUGGAGUGAAAGAGGUCUUCAUCAUGACCAACAGCAGCAUGGAAAACAUGGAUCAGAAUGUCCGUAGACAAACCCUGAAGAGGGUCGAAGCCUUGUCUCAGGUGGGAAUCUGUCUCCGCCUUCUAUAUCUAGGCGCAAAUUUUGACCUCCAACCAUUUUACAAGGAUCUUUUGCUAAAUGCCCACCCAGAUAGCUCAGUUCAGGGCAAUGAGCAUUGGGCAGCUUCUGAUCUUGUGGCUGAUCCUCAUGUUGUCUUGACCAGAGGUUGUAACAAUCGCCAGUCUGGGAGACUAGAUUUUUCCAUCACACCAAAGACAAAAAUUACUGUUAAAGCUUAUUCGUUGUUCAGGAGGAUUGAUCACAUCAGCAUGAGACAAGAUGUGAAACUGCACAAGGAAACCAAUGAGCAGCUUUCGGUGGCCUCUACUAGAUAUGACACCACCUCUGGUGAACUAGUCCAUCCUGACAGCGUCGUAUUCGGAAUCAAGGUUGCCGAAGGGGCCUCGUACUUUAAAAAGGAGGAACGAGGUUCAAUGAAAGAAUUAUACCCCAUCGGAAUAGCCCUGCUUGGAUUCAAACCAAUUUCGGAAGUUUUCUGGGGUGACCACAUUAAAUCCGGAAUUCUUAUCAUCCCAGACGAGGAAGAACGCUCUGGCAGUGCCAGUUUAUUCUACGGCUUGCUUCAAGUGUGUGUCGAAAAGAACCUUUCCCCUCUGGUGCGAAUCUGCAUGCGAAAGGGCAGUGGUGCUCGGCUGGCCCACCUUCUGCCCCAGUUGGAAAACUCCUCUGUCGGCCCGUUUGCGGCAGUGAACUGCUUCUAUCUCAUCUACUUGCCCUUUUCGGGCGAGUGCAGAGAGUCUGAGGUUGCUGUCCAUCCAAUUGAUGUGGAUUUGAACCCAAUGCAGAAUAUGGCCAAGACUAUUAUCCAAAAGACGACAUUCAAGUACCACCCCAGCAUGUUCCCUAAUCCAAAAAUGAGGAUGCAUUUUAACGCCAUCGAGGCUCUUGCUCUCGACUACGAUGACUCCGAAACUGUCAUUGAUGCUCUGCAACCUGAUGAAGAAGGUAUUGAUUCUAGAAUUGGGGAAGUUGCUGACCAAUUUAUGAAGAUGAGUGAGAAAGUUGCUUCUUUGAUCCUGGGUGUUGAUGACAAUGAGCAAAUGGAGUAGAAGCCCAAUUAAGUUCCUUUUCAUCUUACAAUUAAUUAAACGCAAAAAUAAUUUUGAUUUCAGUUUCUCUUUAUUCAAUGAUUCAGAUCAGAACAAAGUGUUGGAAAUAAGGCAGUCAUUGUGCGUGAACAUCCAGAAAAUAAUUUUCUUAAUUUCCAUAUCAAGUAUCCAUUCCAUGUUAAAAUUGCCAAAGUUCUUUUAAAACACAAAGGCUUAAACAUUGUUACCAGUUUAAUUGUUAUUAAAAUAAGGUGCAACAUUUAAAGGCUUGAGAUGCGUAAAAGUUUGCAAAGUUUUCAUUACAAGAGUAUUUAGAAUUAAUAAAAUAUGGUCAUUUGAUUAAAAAUGAGGCACGGAA